AUGUCACAGGGCGCUCAGGGAGUCACGGUCGUACAUGGCGGCCACGAUGGUGCCACACUCCAGCAUCUGGACCUGCUUAACGUUGACAUUCAGGUCACUAUCAUAGACACCGCCGCUCAUGUCGUCCUACUGCAUGUCUUCGAAAAUAUGAAUCGGGAGAAGUCCGGGAGAGCAAAACUCAUACUGCCUGUUCCAGCGGGCUCUGCUGUCUGCGCCUUCCAAAUGGAGACCUCAGACGGCAAGUUUGUAGUUGGACAGGUGAAAGAGAAGGGCGAGGCAGAGAAUAUAUUCGCGAUGGCUCUCGAGCACGGACAGACGACUGGUGUGGUGAACUGGGCUGGCGAUGACGUGUUUACCAUGUCCCUUGGCAAUAUCUCGGGUAGAACCUCUGUCAUCACAAAGACGACGCUGGUUAUGAACCUUAUGGACGACUCAUCUGCUGACGAAAUACGUCUCCUUCUGCCUGUAGCCAUCGGAGCGCAGCGCUAUGGGCUACCUCUUCCGGAGGCUCGCGAUGCCGCCCACUCGCAGACGUCUACGCGCCUUCGCUUCACUGCAACAGUCCAGACUGGCGGCUACCUACGAAAGCUCUAUAGCCCAAGUCAUGGCGCCAGCAUGAAUGUUCAGUUCUAUCGCAAUCACCGUGGUACCGACUCACGCCACCGAGCGGAGAUCAAGAUGCGUUCGAAGACCUUUCUGGCGUCGGACUUGGUGAUUUGCGCCAAAGCCGAUGGGCUGGACGCACCGCGCUGCUUCGGCGAAUAUGACGCAGACGGUGGUACCGUUGCGCUGCAGCUGAGCUUGGCCCCGAACUUCGAGAUUGCGCGACCGGCCUCUCAGGAGUUCCUAUUCCUUGUCGACUGCAGUGGUAGUAUGGGCCCAGAAGAUCGCAUUGAGACAGCAAAGCGUGCGCUCACCAUUCUACUUCGCAUACUGCCGAACGAAGGCAGUUCAUUCAAUAUCUUUUGUUUUGGUUCCACAUGCGUCAGGAUGUGGAUGGGCAGUAGACCGUAUAACCAAGCGAACGUCGAUGAAGCGAGUGCAUACAUCAGUAACAUCACCGCGGAGCUUGGGGGAACUGAAAUCAACGCUGCGAUGAAAGUAGUGCUCGCGUCGAGGAGCGCAAGUGUGCCGACCAUUAUAUAUGCGUUGACAGAUGGAGAAGUGCACCAAGAAGAGAUAGACGCGACGUGCCAAACGGUUCAGAGCGCGGUGAAAUCGACCGACACGAUUCGAUCCCCUAUUCGUGUGUUCACGCUUGGUAUCGGGCACUCUGUUUCUUCAGCUUUGUGCGAAGGUGUCGCGCGCACUGGACGUGGGGUCGCGCUUUUCGCGGUCGACUCCGACGAGAUCAUAGCAAAGUGUGCCCGCCUUGUUGGCGCAGGGAUACAUCCUACCAUCACGGACAUCGAGGUCGACUGGGGUCUUGGACCCGCGAGCGCGUCUCUGCGGCCACUACCUGUCAUCCAGCAGAGUCCGCCGGAGAUCACGACGUUGUAUCGCAACCAUCGCUUUGUGGUGUACGCCAUCCUGCGGACGUCGCAUAUGCCAAGACAGGUCGUUCUACGCGGAAGGGUACAGAAUGGCGCGGCAGAUCGGAUCGAGGUUCCUGUAUCCGUUCGCACUGCGAAGCGUUUUUCAUCUGCUGCCCACAUCAACAAUAGUAGCGCCUUCUUGCACACACUCGCUGCGCGGGGUCUCAUACGCGAUCUACGCGACGGCAGACUCACGUCCAACCCCGCCGAUGCAGGUACGCCGCACGAUCUGGCACAGAAAGCAGAGAUAGUGCGCCUUGGUGUAGCGUACCAGCUUGUGAGCGAGCAUACGUCGUUCGUGGGUGUUGAUGAGGGAGAGACGGUUCGGAGGAUGCAGCAGCUCUGGCGGGAGCGGAGAAGGGGUCGCCUUCAGACUCGGCCGUCCCGAACUGCAAGCAGUCCGAACGCCACUUCCCUGUCCGCGUUGGCUGGGGCAGCAUUCGAUUGGAUCACCGGUGCAUUCAGCUGGGUGUUGAGUAGCGGUUCGUCGAGCUCGCGUGGUCGUAUGCCCGGUGGUUACAGUACACGCAGUGGAACUCCUGACGCCAGGAGCCGAGCAAGCAGCUCGCAUUCCGAUGACACGCAGCGACAGGAUGGCGCAUCGGAGGAUGGAAGCGUCGUCGACGACGACACGGACGAGUACUCAAGCGACCAUUCCUUCUCGUCCAUCAGCUCGCUGGAGAGUCACUCGACUCUGAAUGUCACCCGUCCCCGACGUCGCUCGUCUCGUGGAGCAGAGCGUCAAGAGCCAACAAGGAUCAGAGAAGGGUCGCCUGAACUACGCCCAGCGUCAAAGACUGAGCACGUUCCUCCUCCACGACCACAGCCGCAGGCAGACGACCUCAGUCUUCUGACCAUGCAGGCGUUUGACGGCUCCUUCGCUCCGAGUGAUGAGCUAUCUCGCAUCCUUGGACGUGAUACAACUGUGGAGGCAGCCGCUCUAGGCGUACUUCCGGUGGUAUGGGCCACGGCGAGGGUACUCGCGUAUCUGGAAGCGAAGUUACAGAACCAGCAAGAACUUCUCGACGUCGUGCGCGACAAGAUCAUGGAUUAUGGAGCGAAGGUAGUAGGGAUGAUCGAGUUUCAGAGGUUAUUGGCAGAGGCAAGGGCCUCACGUUGA
This is a messenger RNA of Peniophora sp. CBMAI 1063, 2655 nucleotides long. The record is from the annotation of a GenBank genome assembly. Lineage: Eukaryota; Fungi; Basidiomycota; Agaricomycetes; Russulales; Peniophoraceae.